AUGUCUCUGGUUUUUCUUGGUAGGAUGUGGAAACUUGGCCUUAGAAACUCAUCCGAUGCCAUCAUGCAAGCAGAGCGGGUUCGGUUUCUGUCCUCUUUGGUAGAGUCGUCUCCGUACCUCUUGAACAGGACAUAUGCUGUGAGAGGAGGCUCUUCAAUGAAUUUGUACGAUCCAAGGAAGGAACAGACGGUAGUAGCUGACCAGGGGAUGAUGACGUAUCAAUUAAGUUACAUAGGAGCAUCCAGAGGAUGGGUUGGUUUCAUGAAUUCUAAUGAUCCCAGCGUCUAUCUCACCAACAUGUUGAAUCACAAAGUCAUAUCCUUGCCUCCUCUAAGUCCUGAUUGUACUUAUAAUGCCAUAAUCAACAUGUCGCUGUCCUCUUUCCCAAGUGACGACUCAUGUGUCGUGGCCAUCAAGUUUUAUGGAGGUCGGAUGUGUUUCUGUAGGCCUGGUGACUCAGCCUGGACCAAAACGGAAAGUUCCUCAAAAGUUUUGGAUUGCUCCAGCGUGCUCUACUCCAACCGUGAUUCCAAUUAUUACCAGAGAUUUGACCGUCUCAAGUUACCUGAUUUGCUAUGGUCGGAGUUUGAGCUGCUAGAGUCGUGUUUCUACACUGAACACUUAGUGGAGUCCCCCACCGGCGAAGUUUUUGACAUCAUGUGGUUUCUUCAGUUAUCCCACGGUGGAAAGGCGAUACAUUGGAAGGAGUGUAACAAGAAAUAUAAAAACAAAGAGGUGGUGAGAAAAACAAAGAGGUUCAUGGUUUAUAGAGAGGAUGAGGACUGUUACACGUAUGACAUUGGGGAUCUCUGCAUAUUUCUUGGUCAACAACAUAAUGAAGCCUUUUGUUUGCAAUCGAGCCAGUUCACAGGCCUUAAGCCUAAUUCCAUUUACUUUGCUGCCCUUGGUCAUAGUGGUGUUUACAAUCUUGCCACCGACGCAAUCCAUGAUCUCCCUUUCACCAAUCCCUUUCUUAUGUGGCUUGCUCCACUCUCACACUAA
Messenger RNA from Capsella rubella, 1002 nucleotides. RefSeq lists its product as uncharacterized. The coding region runs from base 1 to 1002 and encodes 333 amino acids. NCBI's taxonomy places the organism in Eukaryota, Viridiplantae, Streptophyta, Magnoliopsida, Brassicales, Brassicaceae. The transcript is spliced from 4 exons. The record is from RefSeq and is a predicted model, not a curated record.